AUGGACAAGUUUAAGAGGAUCCAGAACAUCGUCAACCAGCAGGACAACUUCAGGCUCGUGUCACUGCUGACUGCAGGGGGGCAGCAGCUCUUCACUUUCAUGGUCUUUGAGUGUCCCUGCAACAAGGAGCUGAACUUCAUGUACGGGAUGGUAUCGAUGCUGGUGCCCGCUCUGACCCUGUUGCUGCUCGGAUACAUCCUCAGUAAGAAGACCUGGAAGCUGAUGACGGGUAUGUGCCGGCGCAGAGAGCGGCCGUGCGGGUGGAGGAGAGUGGCUGCGGCCGGGGCCGUCCUGUUCCAGAUCAGCACCUGUGCGAUGGCGGCCCCGUUCACCUGGGUCGCCGUGGCUCUGCUCAACGGGAACUACGUGGUGUGCGCCGUGACCGGGACCAACUCGAGCAGCUUCCACAGACACCUGUGCGGAGAGACACAGUACACGGAGCAGUGCACGAAGGAGCUGUUCAUGUUCCCCUGUGGAGAAGCCAGCGGGGUCCCAAAGGUUUACAGGGAUCAGGUGAUGCUCACCCUCAAGGCUCACUCUCAGGUCAGUGGUCUCCGAGCUGAAGUCUAACUCAAGAAAGUUGUCAUUUGCAUCGUCUUUGAUAUCCUGAUCCAGCUGUGAGAGACACCUGAAUCUUAAUAAAUCCGAUGAGGAUUAUGCAGCCUAGUGCACAUCCACUAGGCUGAAACCUCUUCAGUGGUAGAAAAACGUGUUUUAUAAAUUUGACAACAUACUUGAGUACAGUUGAACAUUAGCAGGCCUAUAAUUGAUCAAUACUUGAUCAAUUAAUUAAUAUUUUAAUGCUAAAAUAUAAGCUUAUGAGCUUUGUGGUAUAAUUAUUUUUCUUUCUUUAUUGUUUUCCACUCUUGGUGUAUUCUUUAGUUUUUCAAGUGCAAGUCAAUUAUUGAAUAAUCAACUUCAAGAGUUUUAGAAAUAUGCACAAUGUUACCUCAAUAAUACACCUGAAACAAUUUUGUAACCUUGUAAAAAUAUUAGCUUCAGAGCUCUAUGUUUUACAUGUUCAUGUAAACAUAUAAUUCUUUGGCUUAUAUACAUCAUGACUAUAUAUUUUAUUGAAAUGCAUAAUCAUUACAUGUUCUAUGUCAUUUAAGUAGUAACACAGUAAUACAUAAUCAUGCCAACUGCACCUUACACUGACGAAAACCUGGUCUGGAGUCUAUAGUCAUUGGUGCAGAUCUGUACAUUCCUGAUUUUUUGAGGGUGCUGUUACUGUAUAAUAGAAUAUUAAAAGGCCCUCUGAAUCCCAUUCAAGGAGAUAUAAUGUGAAAACAGUAUUCUCAAUGAUUUUUCAGUCUACAGAAUGUUAAAAGUGUCAAGUAAAGUCCUUUCAUUUGAUAAAGCGUUAAAGUAGUGCCCUCAACAUGAUCUUAAUAUAUGUAUAUAAUGUAAAAAGUGAUUCCUAGAUUCCCUUUCAAUAGAUAAAACAUUAUUUAAGUGCCACUUAACUGCCUUUAAUGGAUAUAACAUCAAGCUUGGGUCAACAGGAUGCCCUUCCAUUGGCUAAUGGUAAAACUAUUGACACUCUUGAUGUUUUUCCAUCAUGCAAAACAUUCUGGAUGCCCCAUCAGUGUAUUAAACACGUUAUAAGUGGCAACUGGAUGCCCAUCCAACAGAUAAUAAACUGUACGAGUGUCCUUUGGAUGUCACUCCAGGAAAAAAGUUUUUAAAAAAAUUUAAAAAAAAGAAAGGGAGAGAAGCCACAUUUCACAACCCUGUUUAAAAAUGAGCAUGUGAAAAACAACUGAUCAAGUUUAACUGGGCUGUAGGCUUAAUGUAGAAAGGGGCAUUCAUUAUUUAUAUAUCAUUAAUUGUGCCCUUGUCUUUUGACUUUCAACAACUUAAAUUUGUUUAAAUUUAAGUUAUGAUUCUGAAACCCGGCAUCUACUUGCUGUACACAAUUUCCAAAAUAAAAAUUUUCAAGUCUAACAUCAUUUUUGCAGGCUGGAACCAACUCUAUUGCAAAUCUACCUCAUGAUGUCAAAAUGCAAAGAAGAAAUAGAAAGUAAAGAAUGACAUAACUCUCUUCAAAAUGUUGCUAAAAGCAGAUCUUCAUUGUUGGUUGGAUUUAUGGAUGGAUAAAUUGUUGGAUACGUUUUUUUUGGUUCACGGAGAGACAGAGCACACAUACUAAGAGUUCACUGAGUAAGUUUAAAACCUUGUUUACAUUUCACUCAAACGCUGGGAUUUCUUAACGACCUAAACAACUUUAGCUGAGUAUUGGUUUCACAUCUGGUUUUAAGAGCAUGGAUUUGGGACUGGUUUAUUGUUCACCUGCAUGGAGGUUUACUUUCAUAAGUUAAUGUGCAACAUGCAUGAUUUGGGUGACAUAUGUGGUGAUGAAUCUUGGCUGUAUGUUCCUGCUGUCUUCAGAUUCUGGGUUGGUUUCUUAUUGCCUCCCUCAUUUUGUUCAACCUGCUGCUGACCUGCCUGGCUCGCUGUUGCUCACCAAUCAGUUACCUCCAGCUCAAGUUCUGGAGAGCCUACGCUGA
Molecule: messenger RNA, 2510 nt
Organism: Xyrichtys novacula (pearly razorfish)
Lineage: Eukaryota; Metazoa; Chordata; Actinopteri; Labriformes; Labridae
Source: the annotation of a GenBank genome assembly